AUGUCUUCCUCUUACUCAGUCGCCGACUUCGAUCCUUCCCUUAAGGGCUCCCUGCCCGCCGACUUCCAUUGGGGCUUUGCGACCGCUGCCGCCCAGAUCGAAGGCGCUUGGAAUAAAGAUGGCAAAGGUGUAUCUAUUUGGGACACUUUUGGUCAUACGCCAGGCAAGGUCAAGGAUGCUAGCACCUGCGACGAUGCUUGCCGCUCCUACGACUUCUACAAGGAAGAUGUCGCUCGCUUGAAGAGCUACGGCGUCACCGGCUAUCGCUUCUCCCUCGCCUGGUCCCGUAUCAUCCCGCUCGGCGGCAAAGACGACCCAGUCAACGAGGCCGGCAUCGCCUUCUACAAUAGACUCAUAGACGAGCUACUCGCAAACGGUAUCACGCCUUUCGUCACCCUGUUCCACUGGGAUACCCCCCAAGCUCUGGAAGAUAGAUACGGUGGCAUGCUGGACAAGGAAAAAUAUACACCCGACUUCGUUCGGUAUGCGCGUGUCUGCUUCGAGCGAUUUGGGGACCGUGUCAAGAAUUGGAUUACAUACAAUGAACCCGGCGUCUAUACUCUGGCUGGUUAUGCCGCUGGUGUGCAUGCGCCCGGCCGCUCUAGCUAUCGGGAUCGAAACGAGGAAGGUGACUCUAGCACAGAGCCCUUCAUUGUGGCACACACCGAGUUAGUCUCUCACGGCUACGUGUGCGACAUGUAUAAGAGAGAAUUCCAGCCGACACAAAAUGGCAAGAUCAUGAUCACGCUUCAUGGCAACUGGAACGAGCCAUGGGACGAGAACGACCCAAAGGAUGUGGAGGCGGCACAACGUGCACAAGAAUUCGAGAUUGCCUGGUUCGCUGACCCUCUCUAUGGAAAAGGAGAGGUCGACUAUCCCGCGUCGAUGCGGGCACAACUUGGCGAUCGCCUCCCGCGCUUCACGGAGGAGGAAAAGAAGCUCGUAAGAGGCAGCUCGGAGUUCUAUGGCAUGAACUCGUAUACGUCAUUCUACGUCAAGCACCGCGACGGCCCUGCAGACAUCAAUGACCAUAAGGGCAACGUAGAGAUCUUCGACACCAACAAGGCGGGUCAAGAGCGCGGCAUUGAGAGCGAUACUCCAUGGCUGCGGACGGCGCCCUGGGGCUGGGCAAAGCUACUUCGGUGGAUAUGGGGUAGAUACGAGACUCCCAUCUUCAUCACAGAAAACGGAACUACGGCUAAGGGUGAGAACGACUGGAAGCCGCAGACUGAUGAUGAUAUUCUAGAGGACCCGCACCGGAUUGACUUCUUCAAGAGCUAUCUCACAGAGAUCGCAAAAGCGUCUCAGGAGGGCGUCAUCGUCAAGUCAUACUUUGGCUGGACCUUUACAGAUAAUUGGGAGUGGGCUGCAGGAUACACGGAUCGCUUCGGAGCCACGUGGGUGGACUUCAACUCGCCUGAGAAGAAGAGGUAUGCCAAGCGGUCGGCUUACUUCCUCAACGACUUCUUCGGCCAUCUCAUACAGAAAUGA
Messenger RNA from Phaeoacremonium minimum UCRPA7, 1491 nucleotides. Its product is annotated as putative beta-glucosidase protein. The record is from RefSeq and is a predicted model, not a curated record. Gene Ontology annotation, biological process: carbohydrate metabolic process. Bases 1 to 1491 code for a protein of 496 amino acids. Gene Ontology annotation, molecular function: beta-glucosidase activity. Lineage: Eukaryota; Fungi; Ascomycota; Sordariomycetes; Togniniales; Togniniaceae. The transcript has a single exon.